Messenger RNA from Mizuhopecten yessoensis (Yesso scallop), 447 nucleotides. RefSeq names its product loricrin-like. Bases 1 to 447 code for a protein of 148 amino acids. The transcript is spliced from 2 exons. The record is from RefSeq and is a predicted model, not a curated record. Lineage: Eukaryota; Metazoa; Mollusca; Bivalvia; Pectinida; Pectinidae.
AUGCGUGAUGAUGAUUUUUUUGGUGUUGGAGGUGGUAAUGGUGAUGGUAAUGUUGGUGAUGUUUGUGGUGUUGGAGGCGGUAAUGGUGAUGGUGAUGUUGGUGAUGUUUGUGGCGUUGGAUGUGGUAAUGGUGAUGGUGAUGUUGGUGAUGUUUGUGGUGGGGGAGGAAUAAGUGGUGGCGGCGGAUGUGUUGGAGGUCAUGAAGGUGAUGAUGGUGAUGUUGGUGAUGUUUGUGGAGGUGGUGCUAAUGGUGUUGGUAAUUGUGAUGGUGAUGGUUGUGGGGUUGAUGUUAAAUGUGUUGGUGGUGUUUAUGUGGUGGUGGAGUUUGAUGUGGUGGUUCUGGUGGUGGUGAUGAUGGUGGUGGUGCUGGUGGUGGUUGUUGUGGCGGUGAUGGUGAUGGUGGUGUUGGUGAUGGUAAAGGUGAUGAUGGUGGGGUCGUGGUGCUGA